This is a messenger RNA of Chelonia mydas (Green sea turtle), 3706 nucleotides long. RefSeq names its product SWI/SNF related, matrix associated, actin dependent regulator of chromatin, subfamily a, member 5 (gene SMARCA5). The transcript has 24 exons. Gene Ontology annotation, cellular component: nucleus; chromatin. The record is from RefSeq and is a predicted model, not a curated record. Gene Ontology annotation, molecular function: ATP binding; ATP-dependent chromatin remodeler activity; histone binding. Lineage: Eukaryota; Metazoa; Chordata; Testudines; Cheloniidae. Gene Ontology annotation, biological process: nucleosome organization; regulation of transcription by RNA polymerase II. The coding region runs from base 358 to 3477 and encodes 1039 amino acids.
GCGCGGCCCCGCCCCCUUUUUCGUAGGAGACUCGUAGUAGUAGCAGCACCUCGUGGGUUGGCGGGGGUGCGGGAGUUGCCCAACCGGGGAAGUGUUGGCUGCGCAGGUCCGUUCGCUCCCUGCUAGAGUUCUCGCGAGAUCUGGAAGCCGGCUGGGUUGGUUCCUGGUUGGUGGGGAGCGCGCUGAGAAAGCCGGGGCGGCAGCAGUGACUGGGGGCCUCAGCGCGGAGUCUGUGAGCGGCGCCCCCCCACCCCCUCCAGCAGCUGUGUGAAGGGUCGCUCCUCCUCCCCGCCCAACCGGCACAGCGGGAGCGGGGUCCCGGCCCGGCAUUGUCUGCGGGGCGGGCGCACCGGGAUCAUGUCCGCCGGGCAGCAGGAGCCGCCGCCCGAUGAGACCCUGCCCCCCGCCAGCACCGCGCCUCCCGCAACCACUAACAACGGCAGCGAGGCCGCGGGGGCACCACCCCCCGCCGCGGGCGACGCUGACAUGGAGGAAGUUUUUGAUGAUGCAUCACCAGGAAAACAAAAAGAAAUCCAGGAACCAGAUCCUACAUAUGAAGAGAAAAUGCAAACAGACAGAGCAAACAGAUUUGAGUAUCUGUUAAAGCAGACUGAGCUGUUUGCUCAUUUCAUUCAGCCUGCUGCUCAAAAGACUCCAACUUCACCUUUGAAAAUGAAACCAGGACGUCCACGAAUAAAAAAGGAUGAGAAACAGAAUCUGCUGUCAGUUGGCGACUAUCGACAUCGUAGAACAGAACAGGAAGAAGAUGAGGAGCUAUUGACAGAAAGCUCCAAGGCAACUAAUGUAUGCACUCGAUUUGAAGAUUCUCCAUCAUAUGUAAAAUGGGGUAAACUGCGUGAUUAUCAGGUCCGAGGGUUGAACUGGCUCAUCUCUUUGUAUGAGAAUGGCAUCAAUGGUAUCCUGGCAGAUGAAAUGGGUCUUGGAAAGACACUGCAAACGAUUUCUCUUCUUGGGUACAUGAAACACUACAGAAAUAUUCCUGGCCCUCACAUGGUAUUAGUUCCCAAAUCCACUUUACACAACUGGAUGAAUGAGUUCAAGAGAUGGGUACCAACACUUCGAGCAGUUUGUUUGAUAGGUGACAAAGACCAAAGAGCUGCCUUUGUCCGAGAUGUAUUGUUGCCAGGAGAAUGGGAUGUCUGUGUAACAUCAUAUGAAAUGCUCAUUAAAGAGAAAUCUGUGUUCAAAAAAUUUAACUGGAGAUAUCUAGUUAUAGAUGAAGCCCACAGGAUCAAAAAUGAAAAAUCAAAGUUGUCAGAAAUUGUGAGGGAAUUCAAGACGACAAAUCGGCUGCUGUUAACUGGAACUCCACUUCAGAACAAUUUGCAUGAACUCUGGGCACUUCUCAACUUUCUUUUGCCAGAUGUCUUUAACUCAGCUGAUGACUUCGAUUCAUGGUUUGAUACAAAUAACUGUCUUGGAGAUCAAAAGCUGGUGGAACGUCUCCACAUGGUGCUAAGGCCAUUCCUCCUACGCCGUAUUAAAGCUGAUGUAGAAAAGAGUUUGCCUCCAAAGAAGGAAGUUAAAAUUUAUGUGGGUCUAAGCAAAAUGCAAAGAGAAUGGUAUACACGAAUCUUAAUGAAGGAUAUAGAUAUAUUGAACUCUGCUGGGAAGUUGGACAAAAUGAGACUGUUGAACAUCCUGAUGCAAUUGCGAAAAUGUUGCAAUCAUCCUUACCUCUUUGAUGGAGCAGAACCUGGUCCACCUUACACAACAGAUAUGCAUUUGGUUACCAACAGUGGCAAAAUGGUGGUAUUGGACAAAUUGCUACCAAAGUUGAAAGAACAAGGCUCACGAGUAUUAAUCUUUAGUCAGAUGACAAGAGUACUAGACAUUUUGGAAGAUUACUGCAUGUGGCGAAAUUAUGAGUAUUGUAGAUUGGAUGGACAGACACCUCAUGAUGAGAGACAAGAUUCUAUUAAUGCAUAUAAUGAACCUGACAGCUCCAAGUUUGUGUUUAUGUUGAGCACGCGUGCCGGUGGUCUUGGAAUCAAUCUGGCUACCGCUGAUGUCGUAAUUCUUUAUGAUUCAGACUGGAAUCCACAAGUAGAUCUUCAAGCUAUGGACCGAGCACACAGAAUUGGCCAGACAAAAACCGUUAGAGUGUUCAGAUUUAUCACAGACAACACUGUGGAGGAAAGAAUAGUGGAAAGAGCAGAAAUGAAACUUCGUUUGGAUUCCAUAGUCAUUCAACAAGGAAGACUGGUGGAUCAAAAUCUGAAUAAAAUAGGAAAAGAUGAAAUGCUGCAGAUGAUUCGACAUGGAGCUACGCAUGUGUUUGCCUCAAAGGAGAGUGAGAUUACUGAUGAUGAUAUUGAUGGUAUUUUGGAAAGAGGUGCAAAGAAGACUGCAGAAAUGAAUGAGAAACUCUCAAAGAUGGGCGAAAGUUCACUUAGAAAUUUUACAAUGGAUACGGAGUCCAGUGUAUACAACUUUGAAGGGGAAGAUUAUAGAGAGAAACAAAAGAUGGCAUUCACAGAGUGGAUUGAGCCACCUAAACGAGAAAGAAAAGCCAACUAUGCUGUUGAUGCUUACUUCAGGGAAGCUCUUCGUGUCAGUGAACCAAAAGCACCGAAAGCUCCACGACCUCCGAAACAACCUAAUGUUCAAGAUUUCCAGUUCUUUCCUCCACGUUUGUUUGAACUACUAGAAAAAGAGAUUCUGUAUUACAGAAAAACUAUUGGGUACAAGGUACCUCGUAAUCCAGACUUGCCAAAUGCAGCCCAAGCACAAAAGGAAGAACAGCUUAAAAUUGAUGAAGCUGAUCCCCUUAAUGAUGAAGAGUUAGAAGAGAAGGAGAAACUACUAACACAGGGAUUUACCAAUUGGAAUAAAAGAGAUUUUAACCAGUUCAUCAAAGCUAAUGAAAAAUGGGGCCGUGAUGAUAUUGAAAAUAUAGCUCGUGAAGUUGAAGGAAAAACCCCAGAGGAAGUCAUUGAGUAUUCAGCUGUGUUCUGGGAAAGAUGCAACGAACUCCAGGACAUAGAGAAGAUCAUGGCUCAGAUUGAAAGAGGAGAAGCUAGAAUUCAGAGGCGGAUUAGUAUAAAAAAAGCACUUGACACAAAGAUUGGCAGAUAUAAAGCACCUUUCCACCAGCUGAGAAUAUCAUAUGGUACUAACAAAGGGAAGAAUUAUACAGAGGAGGAGGAUCGCUUUCUAAUCUGUAUGCUUCACAAGCUAGGAUUUGAUAAAGAAAAUGUUUAUGAUGAAUUAAGACAGUGUAUUCGAAACUCUCCCCAGUUCAGAUUUGACUGGUUCCUGAAAUCCAGAACUGCAAUGGAGCUACAGAGGAGAUGCAAUACCUUAAUCACUUUGAUUGAAAGAGAAAACAUGGAAUUGGAAGAAAAGGAGAAGGCAGAGAAGAAGAAACGUGGACCAAAGCCUUCUUCAGCACAGAAGCGUAAAAUGGAUGGUACUCCUGAUGGUCGAGGCAGGAAAAAGAAGUUAAAGCUGUGAAUGCUGAACUUUUGUAAUCACUAAAUUUUUAAAAAGUAGUUCUUUAAUUUACGGGUCUUCAUAAGAUGUACUGUACAAUGCUCAACUAUUAUGUCAUUAAAGGACAUCAGGUUCAUCUGUUUACUGAACUAGAAACAUAGUACUUAAUGUAGUUUCACUUUUUUAAAUGCAACAGCUGUGCUGAACUUUUUUUUACCAUUAAAGUAAUAAAAUAGGCUUCAUUUAUUAA